Iphiclides podalirius (scarce swallowtail) is the source of this 1404-nucleotide messenger RNA. Lineage: Eukaryota; Metazoa; Arthropoda; Insecta; Lepidoptera; Papilionidae. The record is from the annotation of a GenBank genome assembly.
AUGGGCGAAAGUGUCGACACGGCCGCUACCGACUCCAACGACACUAGUAACGCGCCCCGACACGGCUCGGCGAGGAGUCGCGGCCACCGGCGCACUUUCGAGGUAAAGGCGACGCCCCAGACGGCGUUGGAAUGGGAUUUCAUGUCACGACGACCGCCUGGAAAGAGGACCAAUAUUAUCGAGUCCAUUGGCCACCUAAUCAAGAGCUGCCUCGGCGGCGGUGUCGUGGCCAUUCACGAGUCUUUCAAGCACUGUGGCCUGUGGACGUCUGUAAUUCUUACAAUCGUUCUCGGAUUCAUGGUCAGCUACUGCAUGUUUAUAAUAGCACGCUCUGCACAAAAGAUCUAUGGAAGGGUGCAAGUUCCAAUGAUGUCUUAUCCAGAUUUGGCGGAAGCAACACUCGUCAUUGGACCAUUUAAAAGUUUAAGGAAAUACAGCAGAUGCUUCAGAUACGCGGUCGAUUUCACAAUAGGCGUGGACCUGUUUGGCUCAUGCUGCGUAUAUCAGGUGAUGAUAUGCAAAACAAUAAAACAACUAGUGGAGGGUACGGAAGAAAUCAGCAACGAAGGCAACCCCCCACUGAGAGUCUACAUUCUGGCCAUCUUCAUACCGUGUGUUCUUAUCUGCAUGAUAACCACUCUGAAGUACCUAGCACCGUUCUCCAUUGUGGCUGAUAUAUUCCUAUUGAUCCUCGCGCUUGCCACCAUCUAUUACGGCACGAAGACCGCGAAACGUAGCCCCCUCGACUUUCCCGCGUUCAAAAAUCUCGCCGGACUAUUAGAGUUCCUGGGGGUUUGCGUGUUCAGCAUGGAGGGUGUCGGGGUAACGCUCGCCAUAGAGAACAACAUGCAGAACCCGAAGAAAAUUGGCACCGUGCUAACUGGAGGCAUGUCAAUAGUGGUGGGCAUAGUCAUGUGUAUGGGAUUCUUUGGCUACUGGGGCUUCGAUGAGGAUUCUAAGUCGCCGGUGACUUUGAACUUUCCAUUCACAGGUUUCUCAAUCACUCUCAAAGUCUUCAUGGCUCUGAUCAUCUACGUCACUUUCGCUCUCAACUUCUGGGUGCCGUUCGAGCUGGUGUGGCACUACAUCAAACAACGCUACGAACCCUCCAAGUACUGGUUAUGGGAGAGGGUGUAUCGGGCCAUCUUCGUGGUGGGGAUCACAUUGAUUGCCUUCGUUUUCCCCAACGUGUCCUCUUUCAUCGGAUUGCUUGGCUCCUUCUGUUUGUCCAACAUGGGCUUCAUUUACCCGGCUUUCAUCGAGCUCUGUCUGGAUUGGGAGUACCCGGGGCUCGGCUUCAUGAAGUGGCGACUGAUCAAGUGUCUCCUGAUCACGGCUUUCGGCAUCUUCCUUUGUUGUUUCGGCACUUACUUAAACGGCAAAGAGCUGCUGCGCCAGUCCUUC